CAUGUAUUACUCCCGAUAUUCUAGAUAAUGCAGGCACAACAGAGGGAACAAGAGGCGGAGCUCCGGGCCAAGGAAGUGGAGAGAGAGCUUCAGGAGGUACGCCAACAAGUACAGGACAUACAGCAAACACAAGAAGAAAAUCUAAGGAAACUGAUUCAGCAGUACGAGGAACAGAUUGACAAGAUAAAGCAAGAGAUGGAGGAGCAAUUUAAGGUUGAACGGAAGAUAAUUGAAGACCUCCGGAAAGCAGAGAUGAAGGAACAGGCAAAAAUUGCAAUGGACCGUCUCGAGAAAUUAAAAGCCGAGACGACGAAGAGGAUUGAGCAGAUGGAGAAGGAGCAAGCAGACUUGAUACAGAAGCAGAAGGAAUUAGAGAACAAGAGACGAAUUCUAUGGCCACUUUCAUCCAUUUUUACGAAAGAUGACGAUGGUGAGCAGUGCACCCUCCUGUAA
Branchiostoma floridae (Florida lancelet) is the source of this 453-nucleotide messenger RNA. Its product is annotated as gelsolin-related protein of 125 kDa-like. Bases 28 to 453 code for a protein of 141 amino acids. The record is from RefSeq and is a predicted model, not a curated record. The transcript is spliced from 4 exons. NCBI's taxonomy places the organism in Eukaryota, Metazoa, Chordata, Leptocardii, Amphioxiformes, Branchiostomatidae.